Molecule: messenger RNA, 843 nt
Organism: Chenopodium quinoa (quinoa)
Lineage: Eukaryota; Viridiplantae; Streptophyta; Magnoliopsida; Caryophyllales; Amaranthaceae
Exons: 5
Coding region: 244-654 (136 amino acids)
Source: RefSeq, a predicted model, not a curated record
UAUUAAUGAGCUAAUAAAUUUUAAAAAAAUAUUUGAUAUGCAAGGUAUAUGAGUGAGAUUGUUCAUACAUAAGGUAUCUCAGGGUUGUAUGGAUUUUGUGAUUGCAACUAUCUAUCCCCGUAUGCUCCAACUGUGGAAAAAGACGAUGAUCAAUGUGACUAUCUAGCUAGGCUAUUUUCAUGUAAUGAUGGCAAAAACAAAAAUCAGCUCUUCUUUGCCCCGUAUUAUGAGGAUGGACAUUGGAUGUUGGCUGUUAUUUGUCCAUGGGUUGGUUUGGUGUAUUGGCUAGAUCCCGCGGGAGUAAAAGAUGAACCUCCUAAAUUUUCUCAAACAAUAAUCAACAAGGCAAUGAUCAAUUUUAGCGCGGAACAUCAAAAGGAUAUCACAAAAAUAAAGAAGAAACCUUACAUUAAAUGGAUAAGCAUAGAGUGUCCUCGUCAAGCUACUGGCUCUAGUGAUGGUGGAUAUUACGUUUGUCGCUACAUGAUUGAGACAAUUGAAUCUAGGCAAAUGAUCAUCCCCGACAAGUAUUUUAAGCAAGUUCCUCAUACAUAUUCUCAACAAAUGAUUGAUGAGCUUAGGGAAAGGUGGAUUUCAUAUGUUACCGGAUACCAUCAACCAAAUGAUGACGACGAUGAUUUAUGUGAAUUGUAGAUCAAUAUGGUAUUGAUAUUUUGGGGCAUCUGUUUUUUUUUUUUAAAUCAACAUUAAUUAGAAAGGUUUUUGAUAUUUAACUCACGUAUUUGUUUGUAUAGAACAAAUUUUGUAUGAAUGAUUCAAUUUAAUUGUGGUUGGAUGUUUUAAAUUAUAUAUAUGAAGUAUAUUUUGAUGGCUUUCGUCGUA